AUGAACGAAUUUCCUGAAUAAAUAGAUAUUUCAAAACUUAGAAUAGAUUUAGGACAAUAAUGGAAUGAAAUAGAAUUGGAAGUGUUUUUAAAGAGUAUGAAUGAAUGAAUAAAUUGAUUUUAGUCUUUAGGUAAUAAUAAUUGGCAGGGGUUGGCAGAAUGUAAGAGACUUUGAGACAAUUAGGAUAUCAAAGAACAACAACAAAUUUAUUAUCUGUAUAUAAGAAGGUAAGAUUAAUUAUGGAUGAAGAAUAAAAACUUCUUGGAAUCAAAUCAAAAUUGUACCGCCCAUGACUUGUAUCUGAUAUUAAGAGAUCAUUAUGAAUAAAAUGAACCUUGUGAUAUACGACCUAUUAAGAAGAUUAAGAAAAAUUAAAAUUGUAUAGAUUAUCGCAUAAACACAAGAUCGUAAGAGUAUUCCUUAAAAAUUCGAUAUGGAUGAGAAUGCAAAGGAUAUGACAUAUUAUUUCAGUAAAACAUAAUGUUUCAAUAAUGAAAUUGUUUAUGAUAACAAAAAUAUUAGUCAGAAUGUAUUUAUACAUAAUUUUAAAUUCAAGUUUUGUAAAUGGAUUUAACAUGAAUAUUUUUAUUCACAUUUAGAUUAUACUUAUUUUAGUCUAAAUGAAUUUUAAUAGAUGUUAAGUAAAGCAAGUAUUCCUUUGGGAUCAAAAUCUAUAGCAGAAUGGAGAAUUAUAAAAAUGGUAGAAUUUCAUUUAAAAUUUAUUAGGCUGUAGGAUAACCUAGAAGAUUUUCAUUUUAUUUUCUUUAAUAAGAAAUGAGUAAAUUGACUAAAUAUCGAUCUGUUAUUAGAAACUACUUAUUUGAUUAGAAUUAUCCUAUUCAUAGAGAUAUAAGAAAUCUAGAUCUUAUACAUGAUAUUGUUAGAUUGGCACCAUUUAAUGUUGGUUAAACAGUAUAUGCUAUUCAUCCUAUAUGCAAACAUGUUCAUGUUGGAUCUAUCUUAUCUACUAAUUUACCUAGUAUAACUAUUAAAUUUUCAUAACCAGAAUUAGGAAUUCACAAGAUAUCAGAUUAAAAUAUAUAAUUGUAUAUAUGAAUUAUUUAUUAUCAUAAGAGAAGAGAAGUUUAUUAGUAAAUAAAUGAGUGAUGAUCGAUUUGAUAUGCAAUAAUAAUUAAGUUUUAAUACAUAGAAUGAAAACAAAAAUACUUUGAUUUCUAGUAUUGUAUAAGAAUUAGAUCAUUAUGCUGCAGCAUUUAUGAUUAGAAUUUUAUAGAGGUAUCAUAAUUUAGCAUUUCAGAAAAUAUGCUUUGGUUGGACAUUUAAAGUAAUUAAGUUAGAGAUUAUAAAAUGAACCAAAUCUUAUAGAAGAUUAAGAAUUUAAAGCACUUUAUUAAUGGUCAUUGUAAUAAAUAAAGAAUUUUGAUUCUGCUUCUAAACAUGUUAUGACUAAGUUUAGAAUGAGAGGAUUAAGUGGUUAUUGUAAAUAAAAUUUAUUAAUAUAUUUAAAGCUUUGUAAUAGGUGAAUAAUAAUCUAGAUAAGGUAUUGAGUAUGCCAUUGGCUUAUAUGGAGAGAGAAUUAGAUUAGAAUAAUGUUGAACCUGAAGAAGAGAAGAAAAAUCUUGAAAUAAAGUAGAUCAUUCAUAAAUAAUAAGAUGUAUAUAUAUGUUAUUUCUUAUUUCAAAGGAAAAAAUAAAUUCAUAAUUAAAUUCAUUACUAAUGUAAAAGUUUUAAUUUUUAGAGAAUGAUAAUUGUAAUUAUUUAUCUUAUGAUUUCAUUGUGAAUAGAAUUAAAACCAUUAGUUUAAUCACUUUUUGGUCUAUUAUUUACAUUAAAUAAUAGUCAAGAUUUGAAUAUGAAUUCCAAUACACAUUGGCAAACAUUAAAAUAAAAUAUCUAAGAAUCACAUCCUUAGUAAUUAUAAGAGAUAUAAGAAUCAAUAUUAAGAAUAGUAGGUAAUCAUAGUAAAUGA
Molecule: messenger RNA, 1930 nt
Organism: Paramecium pentaurelia
Lineage: Eukaryota; Ciliophora; Oligohymenophorea; Peniculida; Parameciidae
Source: the annotation of a GenBank genome assembly